Molecule: messenger RNA, 1362 nt
Organism: Mesorhabditis belari
Lineage: Eukaryota; Metazoa; Nematoda; Chromadorea; Rhabditida; Rhabditidae
Source: the annotation of a GenBank genome assembly
AUGCCUCCAUUCAAUUACACGAUAAUCAUCGUUCUCUCUAAACAUCGAUUGGAUCUUUCCGCUUUGAGAAAAUCGCCCAAUCUGCGCAUUUUUGUCGUCGGACCGCCCAGACUACUGUAUGAUGAGACGAAUGUUGACGUCUACUAUCAGGUCGAACCACCGAUCAAAGAAGCCGAACAUUGUCAGCUCUUUCAAAAGGUCCGAGAACUUUGUUCAGUCUACGCCUCAACCCAACGCCGAUUGGUGACUUUUGAGAAACGAUUACAAUUGGCGAUUGCGAAGAUUCGAUUCGAAAUGGAUAUUGAGGGCUUCACUCCCGAUCAAUUGGAUCAAUUGAUGAGAAUUCGAGACACGAGUUCGGUCACGAGAAGGGGUGGAUUGACUACUGUAAGACAUUGCUCCCUGACCGGUCAACCACAACCCGAACAAUGGGUUGAGGUGGCGAAAUCACAUUUGGGGAGAUUCCCAGUGAUCAUCAAACCAAGUAAAAGUCUUGGCAAUUGUCCCCAUUCAAUGAGUAUCGCGAGAAAUGAAGAUGAACUUAAAAUGUGGAUUAGGACUCGUCUCUCUCGCGGUCGUCCCGAUGAGGAAUAUUUGAUAGAAGAAUGUUUAGAGGAUGGACAUGAAUUCACAGCUAUUUGUACGACAAAAAGUGGAUUGAUUGGCUGCAUCGUCACAGUGGAAACACAUCGAAGUAUUUAUGAAUGUAUUGGAGAUCAACGGCCUUAUGCUCUAGAAUAUUACAAUACCGAUCAAACGAGAGAUCUUUUACCCGGGGUGGAAUCUUUUGUGAUGCAAGCGAUUAAAACGAUUUUCGUCAAAUCCUCUGUUGGAGUCAUGUUUAUCAAAGGGUUUUAUAAGGGUCACAACGAGAUCUAUUUCAUGGGUGUCUCGUUGGAACCAGAUUGGGACAGUUUUCGAGCAUUGAUCACAUUUCCGAGGAAAGCGAAAAAUUGGGAAGUUCUUCAUGUGGAAAGUCUCAUCGAUGGAGAUGAAGGAAAGGAUACCCUCGACCCUCCCUCCACUUCAUAUCAUUCAAUGCUCAACUUCCCCACCCAAGAAGGCGUUCUCAUUCAUCAAACGACAAUUGCAAAACGAAGAACCUCGGAGAUGAGGGUGUGUUGGAGAACAGCUGAAGGACAAGAAUUGAAAGAUGCUGAAGGACCGGAUGAUAAUGUUUUACAGGUAUUCAUGUCGAAUCCAGAUCGCUCAAAACUAUUGGCAGAAGCGGGAGACAUCCUCCAAAAUACCGAUAUAACAAUCGAUCGAAAUCCGAUUGAACAAAAGAAUCUGAUUUGUAGGAGAAAUUUGGCAAGAUUAUCCGGACAAAAAGAGCUCAUUCGAAGCUGUACAACGACUGAU